UGUAGUCAUAUUACAGUCCGGAUGAUCACAAGAGUUUAAAGAGUCCUCGAUUAAGCUGAUCUGUUGCAUUCGUCGCGUUUAGAGUUAGGCAACAGCUGUGUAUUCUUCAAGAGUCGAGAGGUUGUUGGUGAAGUUUAGCAGCUCAGGAAGAGCCAUCAUGUCAAAGGCAAUCUUACUAUGCUUCCUGCUCGUCGUAAGUGCGGGGAAUUCUCUGCAAGCAGAAAAUGAUGCUAAUGCUGACGCUUGGUGGUAUUCUACCAAUUACCCUCCUGGACCAUUCAGUAACCCCAUAACUGACGAAGAGACAACUGCUGAUCCACAACCAGACCCCACCACCAUCACCCCUGCAGGAGCCAGCGUAUCUUGUGAGAGCACAACCAUGACGGUACUCCUCGACCGAGCCCUGCUCGAGAAUAACGGUGAUGCCACUGACGUUCACUACGAAGACCAGAGCUGUGUCGGCUACGACUACACCGGAAGUCGCAUAGCGGUCACCACCAGAUAUGACGACUGUGAUACAGUGUCAGAGCAAACUGAUGAUGUCAUCAAAUACUCCAACGUCGUGACGUACUUCAAACCGACGGGUGAAAACGGAUCGCUGAUCACGCGUGAUUUCCGCCUCAAGAUUCCCGUCACUUGCGAGAUCAAACGCCGCAGUCUACUCGGUAGCUCCUUCAAGCCCAAACUCGGAAUCGUGAGCUUCAGUGAGACCGGUUUCGGUAACUUCUCGCUCACUCUCGACCGCUACUCCGACAUCUCCUUCACCUCGCCGGCACCGGACCCAGACGCACUGGUGUAUCUGGGGGAGACGCUGUACUUCGGAGUGACCCUAGACGCGGUUUCUGAUCUGACGUUGUUUCUUGACCGCUGCUGGGCAACGCCCGAUGUCUACCCGAUGAACCCGAUCAAAUUUAUAUUCGUUAAAGAUGGAUGCGGACUGGAUCCUACCGUAGGCUUUCAUGAUAUACAGCGUUUAGUCAAAGGAUUCUCUAUCGAUGCUUUUGCUUUCAUUGGCGAAUAUCCAGAGGUAUACCUUCAUUGCGACGUGCUUGUUUGUGAUACCGACCCCGCAUCCCGCUGCUCACAGGGUUGUGUAACCAGGGCCAAACGUAGCGCAGCCGGGCAGCCUCGGGGUUCGAGCUCCAAGCCACACACCAUCUCUAACGGACCCAUGUCUGAUCACGCAGCUGCUGGUUCAAGCUCAAUGGACACAUCAUGGUUGGCGAACCCUGUCAACAUGAUGCUAGUGGCAGCCGCUGGUUUCUUCAUCACCAUGGUUGCUAUGGUAACGGUGAAAAAGUUGAGAUCACGUUCUAAAGCCUCUAAAGGAUACAGCCGUCUGCAGACUGAGGGAGAAAUCGAAGCUUAGAAAGAGGAGAAGAAAGACGAACAGGGAGAAGGGAGAGGAGGAGAUGAAAGAAGAAAAAAGAGAGGAGAAUGAUGAAUGAUGUUAAAGAAGAAGAAGACUAAAGAGACAUUAAGUUCGUGAUGACACGUGCUUUUCUGGGCAUUAAUUAAAUACCUCGCAAAUGGCAUAUCUCUCGAAUAUCAUGCAUAAUUAUCAUUACAGAGUAAUAUAACAUUCAUAAUUUGUAUGUUGAAACAAAAUUAAAAAAUGAUUAUAUACAGAUGUAGAAAAUUAAAAUAAAACGUUCUACAGUUGUAUUUCAGUAAACCUCUAGCUUUUUAUAAAGACAACUUUUGUGAAUACGUCUAU
Messenger RNA from Strongylocentrotus purpuratus (purple sea urchin), 1717 nucleotides. RefSeq names its product ZP domain-containing protein-like. The record is from RefSeq and is a predicted model, not a curated record. The transcript has 9 exons. NCBI's taxonomy places the organism in Eukaryota, Metazoa, Echinodermata, Echinoidea, Camarodonta, Strongylocentrotidae. Bases 158 to 1369 code for a protein of 403 amino acids.